GAAAAGGUGCAGGUGUAACCCGAAACUUUUGCACCUGCGCUAAUAUUUGUCUUUGACGCUUGAGGCGCUUAGACACGGUGGGAAAAUGGCAGCCACGACUAUUUCUGUUGAACAAGACCAGUUUUGUUGCUCUGUGUGUCUUGAAGUGUUGAAGGACCCCGUGACCAUCCCGUGUGGACACAGCUACUGCCUGGACUGUAUUGAGGAUUACUGGAACAGACCGAAGCAGAAAGGCCAGUACAGCUGUCCACAGUGUAGGCAAGUCUUCAACCCAAAACCGCUGCUCUGCCGAAACACCGUGCUGGCUGAAGUCGUGGGGAGCCUACAACGCACAACCUCACGACCUCCCACUCCGAACCAAACCAAACCUGGAGACAUCAAAUGCAGCGUUUGUACGGGAAGGAAAGGCAAAGCGGUGAAAGCGUGCCUUACGUGCGCCGGAGCGUACUGCACUGCGCACCUGAAAGCCCACGAAGAGCGUUUCCACCGGGGACACAAGCUGAUCCCAGCCACGGAGGAGUUUAAGGAGAGACUGUGCCCGCUUCAUAAUGACAAAGUUCUGAAGCUGUUCUGUCGCAGUGAGCAGCAGCCCGUGUGCGCGCUGUGCGUAAAGGACAAACACAAGGGCCAUGAGCACGUCAGGCUGGAGGAGGAACGGGCCGCGCAACAGAGGAAACUGCAGGAGAGCUCUUUGAAGUCUGUGCAGAAAAUGAAGGAGGCUGAGAAGGAGCUGCGAUUCGCCAUCAGAUACAUCAAGCACUCCACAGAGGCGGUGGUGGAGGAGAGUGAGCGUGUCUUCUCCAGAUUGGUGCGUUCCAUAGAGAAGCAGAGCGCGGAGCUGGAGGAGCUGCUCAGGUCCCAGGAGAGAGGGGCCGUGGGGCAGGCGGAGGAGCAGCUCGAGAGGGUCCAGAGAGAGCUGAGUGAGCUGAGGAGAGGAGGGGACGAGCUGGAGAGACUGUCCCGUACAGAGGACCAUGUGCACUUCAUACAGAAGUCCAAGUCUUUUCAUUUCCCUGUGAAGAGCGCCGAGCUGCCCAGUACAGACGCACUCACUUAUCUGAUGUACAAAAGCAUGAGAGCAGCGCUGGCUGACCUCAAAGACAGUCUGGACCAAGCACUGGAACGAGAAUUCAGCAGGAUCUCAGAAAAAGUCAUUUCAUUGAAGGAAACAAAUAACCAGACGAUUUAUGAAAAAGCUCAAGCAUCAAAAGUGAAAGAGCUGGACUUGACAAAAUCUGAGCCAAAGACAAGAACUGAUUUUUUACAGUACCACCACGACUUAACCCUGGACCCCAACACUGUUAACCCCUUCCUGGUGUUCUCGGAGCGGGGCCACGGGGUCACCACUCUGGCUGAAGCCCAGCCGUACCCAGACCACCCAGACCGCUUCACCUCGUGGGCCCAGGUCCUUUGCAAAGCUGGGAUGGCCGGACGCUGCUACUGGGAGGUGGAGUGGAGCGGGAACGGAGGGGUCUCAAUCGGGGUUUGCUACAAAAACAUAAGUCGUAGCGGAGGAGGCAGUGAAUGCAAACUGGGACAUAAUGCUAAAUCAUGGAGUCUGGACUGUUCCUAUUCUACUUGUUCAUUUCAGCACAAUAAGGAGAGUUUGACAAUCAGUGCACCAUGUUUUAGCAGAAUAGGGGUGUACUUGGACUACAGAGCCGGGGUACUGGCUUUCUACGGUGUUUCAGAUAAAAUGGUCCUGCUACAUAAAGCCAAAGCGGCGUUUGCCCAACCACUACAUCCAGGAUUCUGGGUGGGACUUGGUUCAACUUUAAAACUGUGCUCACCAUAAGCAUAAUACACAGGUGGGAUUUGGCUUGUAAGUGGUUGCAGAGUGGUUAGCCAUGGCUAUUUCUGCACAAAGCAAAGGCGUAGCUUGGUUAAGACAAUCUCUACUUUAAGCAUUAGGGAUGGGACAAGAUCUCAGCCACAAGAUCUCGCACACAUGAGAAAAAUGAUUGUGAGAUUUGUAUUGGACAAAAAAGGUUAAGUUCUGGAGGAGUUACAUCUCCUAUUGUCAAAGUCUCAUUUUGUCUCAUUCUCGUGGACCCAAUCUUGUCUCGUCCCACCCUUAUUAAGCAUGCAUGUUCCUGCUCGUGCCGUUUCUCCAGGUUGUCAGACAUGCGUGCAUUGUGUCCCUGACAAAAUGGUAGGGUAGACUUUGGACAACUUUUCACUCCAUUGAAAGUUUUCUUUAAAAAGUUGAAACCAGUAAUUACCUACAACUCCUAAAUUAAUCUAUGUAUAUAAUAGCAUAUGACGUUUUCUGCAUAUACUGUGUAAAGAACUAUGAAAGACCAAAGCUCAUGGACUACCUCUAAAAAUACUUUUGGAAAGUUGAUCUUAAAAUUUUAACUGUACCCACUUCUCUACAUUAAAUCCAAUCAAAAGCUGUGUUUAACAGUCUAAUUGUGCAUAAUCUGUAACAAACAACUUAACACAGAAAUUGUGCUCAUUGCAUAGUAUUUUAUUAACUGUGCAACAGUGGAUGGACUUUAGAUCUUGUUGAAGGCGGCGACGUCUACACUCUGGACCUGCAGACAAGAACCACAAGUUAAUAAUUGUGCCAAUAUGUAUGGUAAUUAAAGUACGUUUUAUUCUGAAA
This is a messenger RNA of Periophthalmus magnuspinnatus, 2608 nucleotides long. Its product is annotated as tripartite motif-containing protein 16-like protein. The transcript is spliced from 7 exons. The record is from RefSeq and is a predicted model, not a curated record. Lineage: Eukaryota; Metazoa; Chordata; Actinopteri; Gobiiformes; Gobiidae. Bases 86 to 1795 code for a protein of 569 amino acids. Gene Ontology annotation, molecular function: protein binding; zinc ion binding.